Messenger RNA from Pelodiscus sinensis (Chinese soft-shelled turtle), 10241 nucleotides. NCBI's taxonomy places the organism in Eukaryota, Metazoa, Chordata, Testudines, Trionychidae. The record is from RefSeq and is a predicted model, not a curated record.
AUCUGUCUAUGACCUCCUCCCAAAGGAGUUGCAGUUACCACCCUCCAGAGAAACAUCUGUAGCAUCCAUGAGCCAAACAAGUGGUGGUGAGGCAGGUUCGCCUCCUCCAGCUGUAGUUGCUGCUGAUGGCUUGGCUAUGUCAGGAAGUUGGGGAAAGGAAAGGCGAGAGCUGGAAAAGAGCAGCUGAGGAGGCGUAGAAUUCUGCAUGGCUUGCUUGAUUGCCUCUGACACAACUCUGAGUGGGAAAACCUACUAAACUGAAUUGGUGGAGGAGAAUCACUAACAAAAAGUUCCAGGAUUUGCCUCUGAAGCAGGGAGUGUCUGCAUUAAAAAUGACCUGUAGUUCUCUGCUUCAUAGAUGCUUCUUCAGCUCCCUCCUCUUCCUCCAUGGGCGGUGCUUGCAGCUCCUUUACCACCUCUUCCAGCCCUACCAUUUACUCUACCUCAGUCACCGACAGCAAGGCUAUGCAAGUGGAGAACUGCUCCUCAGCCGUGGGGGUAAGUAACCGAGGGGUAAGUGAAAAGCAGUUAACCAGUAACACAGUCCAGCAGCAACAGUCAAUGCCGAAGAGAAAUACAGUCCUGUACAUCUCACCACCACCUGAGGAUUUGCUGGACAACAGUCAGAUGUCCUGCCAAGAUGAAGGGUGUGGAUUGGAAUCAGAGCAGAGCUGCAUUAUGUGGAUGGAGGAUUCCCCCUCCAACUUCAGUAACAUGAGCACCAGUUCCUACAAUGAUAACACUGAGGUGCCACGUAAAUCACGCAAACGAAAUCCAAAGCAGAGGCCAGGGAUCAAACGUCGAGAUUGUGAAGGAUCCAGCAUGGAUAUAUUUGAUGCCGACAGUGCCAAAGCGCCCCACUAUGUCCUUUCUCAGCUCAGCACGGACAACAAAGGCAACUCAAAAGCAGGAAAUGGAGCAUCAGAAAGCCAGAAAGGAGCUGGAGGGAAGAAGAGUCCGAUGUUGUGUGGUCAGUAUCCUACUAAAAGUGAAGGCAAGGAGCUGAAGAUUGUGGUACAGCCGGAGACCCAGCACAGAGCUCGGUACUUGACUGAAGGCAGCCGAGGCUCAGUGAAGGACCGGACACAACAAGGUUUUCCAACUGUAAAGCUGGAAGGUCACAAUGAGUCAGUAGUGCUGCAGGUAUUUGUGGGUAAUGAUUCUGGACGAGUAAAGCCACAUGGGUUCUACCAGGCCUGCAGGGUGACUGGGCGAAACACUACUCCCUGCAAAGAGGUGGAUAUAGAGGGCACUACAGUCAUAGAAGUUGGCCUUGACCCUAGCAACAACAUGACACUUGCGGUUGAUUGUGUAGGAAUACUGAAGUUGAGGAAUGCAGAUGUUGAAGCUCGAAUAGGGAUUGCUGGUUCCAAGAAAAAAAGCACCCGUGCCAGAUUGGUGUUCCGUGUUAACAUCACUCGGAAGGAUGGCUCUACUUUAACGCUCCAGACACCCUCCUCUCCGAUUUUAUGCACUCAACCAGCUGGUGUGCCAGAGAUUCUCAAGAAAAGUCUGCACAGCUGUUCAGUGAAGGGCGAAGAAGAGGUCUUUCUGAUUGGCAAGAACUUUCUUAAAGGAACAAAAGUGAUCUUCCAAGAAAAUAUUUCUGAUGAAAACUCUUGGAAAGCAGAAGCUGAAAUAGACAUGGAAUUGUUUCAUCAGAAUCAUCUUAUUGUGAAGGUACCACCAUAUCCUGACCAGAAAAUAACCUCACCUGUUUCUGUGGGGAUCUACGUGGUGACCAAUGCUGGAAGAUCACAUGAUGUGCAGUCAUUUACAUACACUCCAGAUACAUCUAGUAUUCUGAAUAUCAACGUGAAGAAAGAAAUCUCCAGCCCAGCACAGCCUUGCUCUUUUGAAGAGGCUAUUAAAGCAGUGACAGUAACUGGCUGUAACCUGGAUAAGGUAAAUAUUCUCCCUAGUGCCUUGAUAACUCCACUUAUACCGACCAGUGUGAUUAAGAAUGAAGAUGUAGCUCCAAUGGAAGUUACAGCUGAAAAAAGAUCUCCCACCAUCUUCACACAGGCUUCAAAGGUGGUUGGACCAACUCAACAAACAUUAGAAAGUAUGUCCAGCAUAUCAGGAACAGGAGGAGCCUUUUCAACUGCUGCCUCUCAUUUACCUUCUGAAAGUGACAAACAGCAGCAGAUACAGCAUAAAGUGUACAAUUCAGAGACUCUGACUACUAUCCAAACACAGGACAUUUCACAGCCUGGUAGCUUUCCAGCAGUCUCUGCUCCAAGCCAGUUGCAGAACAGUGAUGCAUUGUUGCAGCAAGCUGCACAGUUCCAGAGCAGAGAGUCUCAGUCCAGAGAGGUGUUGCAGUCAGACAGCACUGUAGUUACUUUGUCACAGCUAACUGAGGCUUCGCAGCAACAGCAGUCAACACUAUCCGAACCAGCGCAGACACUACAGCAACAGAUCUCCUCAAGUAUUUUCCCAUCCGCAAACAGCGUGAGUUCGUUUCAGAACACUAUACAGCAACUGCAAGCUGGAAAUUAUCCAGCCAACGCUGCCAGUGGCAGCAGUGGAAAUGUUGACUUGGUCCAGCAAGUCUUGGAAGCUGAACAGCAGUUAUCUUCUGUUUUGUUUUCUGGGUCAGAUAGUGAGGAUGUCCAAGAACAACUCAAUGCGGACAUUUUUCAGCAAGUUAGUCAAAUACAGAACAGUGUAAAUUCUGGGAUCUUUUCCUCGUCUGAGACAGUCCAUUCCAGGCCAGACAGCCUUCUGUCUGGAAGAGCUGAAAAUGUCCAUCCUCCGCCUGAGAGCUCGCUGUCCAGUCAGCAGCAACAGCAGCAGGCAAUGGAGACUUCUGCAGCAAUGGUGAUUGGAAUGCAGCAAAAUAUGUGCCAGGGUGCAACACAGAUGCAAUCGGAUCUCUUUUCCUCAGCAGCGCCAGGAAAUGGAAACCUCCAGCAGCCCCCUGUUUACCAGCAAGCUUCCCACAUGAUAAGUGGGCUGUCAGCCAGCGAAGACAUACAGAUGCAGUGUGAGUUAUUCUCCUCCUCUUCUGGUGUUUCUGGGAAUGAAACUGGUACUACUGCUCAGCAGCAGGUCUCCGCUAAUGGCUCUGCCAUGUUUCAGACAUCGAGUUCUACAGAUGGAGAAGAAACUUCAGGACAGAAUAAACAGAUGCAAAACAAUGUGUUUCAGACCAUGGUUCCGAUGCAACACAGUGGGGAAGGCCAGCCUCAAGUUAACCUUUUUUCAUCUACGGAAAACAUGAUGGCUGUUCAGGCAAGUGGAACUCAGCAGCAGGGAGGUGGACUGUUUCAGCAAGGUGCGGAAAUUCUGUCUAUUCAAUCAGGAAGUUUCAUGCAGCAGUCCCCACAUUCACAAGCUCAACUUUUUCACCCUCAGAAUCCCAUUGGUGAUGCUCAAAAUAUAUCCCAGGAAUCACAAGGGUCUAUUUUUCACAGUCCAAAUUCAAUUGUCCACAAUCAGACCACUUCCUCUUCCUCGGACCAAUUGCAGGCUCCGAUGUUCCACUCCCAGAACACCCUGGGUGUAUUGCAGAGCUCUUCUGUACCUCAAGACCAGCAAUCAGCUAACAUGUUCCUUUCCCAGAAUGCAAUGAACAACUCUGUAACUCAAGAAGAACAGAUGUCAUUCUUUGCAACACAGAAUUCCAUUUCUCCACUCCAGACAGCCACAAACACUGAGCAGCAAGCUUCUUUCCAGCAGCAAGCACAGAUAUCCCACAUUCAGAACCCCAUGAUUCCCCAAGAUCAACCCCAAGCUCAGCCCGCUCAGCAAGGUUUGUUUCAGUCGCAAGUAUCAAUAGGCUCCCUCCAAUCUAGUCCAAUGCCCCAGAACCAGCAAGGGGCCAUCUUCCAGUCUCAACAUUCAAUAGUUGCUCUUCAGAGUAGCCCUCCAACCCAAGAACAGCAGCAGCAGAACAUGAUGUUCAGUACUUCAGAUACCAUGAAUACAAUUGCUUCUCAGAAACAGACCAUGAUUUUCAACCCAAAUCAAAAUCCGAUCACUAAUCAGGAGCAGCAGAACCAAUCGCUUUUUCAUGCACAGUCCAACAUGGCACCAAUGAAUCAAGAUCAACAGCCCAUGCAGUUCCAGAGUCAAACUGUGACUCCACUUCAGAAUCCUGGGUCCAGCCAAGCAGAGCCACAGCAGCCCAACAUGUUCCAUAACUCACCCCAGAUUCAGUUGGUUCAAGGAUCACCGGGUUCUCAAGAGCAGCAAGUCACCCUCUUCAUUUCUCCAGCUUCCAUGUCUGCCUUGCAGAAUAACAUGGGCCAACAAGAACUGCAGCAGUCUCCUAUCUACUCUUCUCAGAGCAAUAUGACAGGCAUUCAAGGAACAACUUCUGCCGCACAGCAGCAAUCUUCUUUCUUCCACAAUUCAGCAGUAAGUGCUAUGAACAAGCUGCAGAAUUCUUCUGCUUCAUCUCAGCAGACUUCAGGAAUAUUCCUCUUCGGCAUUCAAAAUGACUGUGGCCAGCUUUUAACUUCUGGACCGUCUACACUGCCAGAUGAGCUGAUGGCUAUAAGUCAGCCAAGUCAGCCACAAAGUGAGGGGCAACCAGCAGUGACAACUCUUCUGUCCCAGCAAAUAACUGAGAACUCUCCCCUGCCUUCAUCUAUGACAACCAAUCAGGGUAUAGAGAAAAUUGAUGACUUGCUGGUCUCGUUACAAAGCCAGGGGAACAACAUGGCUGGCUCAUUUUAAUUAGCCAAAAAUUCUGUGAAGGAACAGAUGAUUUUGAAGAUCCCUUCAGACCCUGUGGCUCUGAUUAGGGUGUAUGGAGCUUCAACUGUUCUGUCAAAGGAUGGCCUGCACCCAAGCAAACGUGUAGAUUUCACCCUCUUUUCUAAAGAGCACACAUGCUGCCUACUGCAGUGUCUAGCUAUUGAGUCUAUAAUGAUAGCAUUUGAGACUCCUGAGGCCAAUAAUGGCUGAAAAGCUAUGCUUUGUGUUACAGGGGGAGGAAUUGGACCAUUACCAUGUUCUUAGGCCCCAUUAGUCAAUGGGCUGCUGUUUUAAUUCAAAGCAUGACUGCUCAGCUAUUAUUGUUAGAAAAUAACACGUUAUCAUGUUUACUUUUUCUUUUCUUUGCUUCCUCCUUCACGGCCCCUCAGUUGAGCAGGAAAGCUUGUGAAGCAGGAACACCAUGGGCCCUAACUCAAGCUGUGAUUCAUGGCAUAGCAGCCAGUGUGGGAAUUGCAGUUUUGACAAUCGAGCUGAAGGACGUUAAUCUAGAAGGUGGUGGUAUAAAGUAUACAAGCAGAAAGUCUGCUACAACUCUAGGAGCAGCCAGCGAGGUGUAGGUAUUUCUCAUCUGAGGGUGUGAUUAACAGCUUUCUAUGUGUCUGUACUGAUGGCUUUAGAUCUAAACUGCAUAGAGUAAGAAUUGGGUGGCUCUAUCAAAAUGAAGGGGAAAGUCACAGUAAAUUGUUCUAAAAUACCUUGACCUGAAGAGAGCAGUCUGCCUGGCUGGAGAAACAACUGCUUCAUGCCUCUCGCUAGUUCUGCAUAGCUUAGAACUUAGACAUCAUCCCUCCUCAUGCCUGGCUGCCCUCUUCCCUUCUUUCUAGACACUUCUCUCCCCACCCCUAACUUUAUGCUAUUUUAUUUCUCAGGCAAAUACAAAUAUGCUACUGGUUUUAGAAACCUGAAGUAACUCUUAGGCAUCCAAGGCACCUCUUAUUGAGGUAGCAAAGUGUCAAGCCAGUGGCUGCAUCUUGAUAGUCACCAGAGCGUGUGGAAGUGAGAAAAUGCUGGUUUUGUGUGCAUCCUCCAAGCUCUCCAAAUCCUAUAGAAACUCUGCUUUUUCCUGUUGUUGCUGGUGUAAAGUCUUAAAUGAUAUCCCAUAUGGAGGGGAAAACCUAAUUUUUCACCAUUUUUAAAAACCUCAUUUGAAGCUGAGCUGCUGCAUCUUUGUAGCUUUCUCAGUUCUGUGCAGGUUUGAAACACCCUUUUUACUAGCAUUUCCCAUAUGCUGAAGCCUCUGCGGGGGUCACACCUACACUAAUUAAAAACAGCUCACUCGUGUUUUACAGCGUCUAAAAAUAACCCACUCCAGGCCAUGCAGUUGUAGUGUGAGGCGUGCGGAUUCUUUCAGAUGCUCCGACUAGCCCAAGAGAAGCAUACAUCUCGCUACAACUUCAGGCAGAUGUUUUCUUCAGUCUUUCCCACUCCUGCAUGUAGAAAGCUGUUAAUGCCGGUCAGAGACAAACAGCUGACGUUGGCUAUCGUGCCUUGGUGUGGUGUAGUUGGUUGGCAUCCUGUCACUUUUCAUUUUGGUGUUUUAAGCAAUGGAGGGUAGCCUGUAAAUGAUUUUUAAGUUACCCUAGUAUGUGUACGGCGUGCUUUUUCUAACUUGUGCACCUAGUUGAGCCAUGUAGAGUUGUUCUUUGUUUUUAACGGUUUUUCCCUUGUGUUAGUCUGUCACAAUGUUCAUUUCUUCUGUGUGUUUGUGUGUGUACGUGUGUGUCUGUCUCUCUCUCUCAUUGAGAGGCAUUUAAUUACGUUUUCAGUAGUAAGGCUUCUUGCCGAUAUGAAGGGAACUUUUCAGAAAGAGACCUGCUCUGGGUCAUUUAAUUUUGAAUACAGUUUUCAAUCGUUCAAGUUUUGGAUGGUUUAUAUCUAAUGUGUGUUUCAUUUUUUUGGAAAGCUAUAUUUUGUAUUUAGGAAAUGGUAUACUAUUUUGCUAUUUGUACUGAGUGAGUACAUUGGCAUAAAUAUAAAAAUUUAUAUAUAUACAUAUAUAUAAAAUAUUCUUUUUGCCACACAUUUUUGUGGUAAAUUUGUGAGUUUGUCUGUUCUACCACAACGUGGCGUCUGAUAACAGUAGGGGUGAGGGUGGGGUUUGUUAGGUCUUUACUAAGUAUUUAAGUACUUUUUGCAACAUAAAUAGCUUGUUCAUCUUGGGCCAUUCCAUCUGGCAGUGUUUUGUUCCAGUUGGCUCUGGACAACUUCAGUGUGUGUUUGUAUCUGUGACACAACAAUGGGAUGUAGUCCAGAAACCCAGUUAGACAAUUCUAUGAUUGGGUUUCGUUCAGAAUGAGUCAUUCAGCUUUUACUCAGUCAUUGUCUAUUUAAUAUUUUAUUAGUUCAUUUCUGUUGUAUCUUUUAAUUUAUAUUAUACUAACAUGUUUGAAAUUUUAAUCAUGUUAAAGAAUUUUUUUGUCUAUUUCCUAAUGUCCAGAACUGCUAUUUAGCUUUGAACGAUACACUUUUUUUCCUGUUGAUUUUUCUCCCUGUAAGAAAAAAGUAAAAUAAAAACUUUUUAUGGUUCAGGACAUGAAAGACCAGCCUCUGAGCACUGAAUGGGUGCUGUAUGAGGAUGCAUAGAAGGGUCCUACACAGCAAAUCCAAAUGGCUGUGGAAUGCAAAAGCCUGUGUCAGUUUGUAAGAACAUGGUUGGCUUCUGCAAGAUCAGCUUGUUCACACUUAGUCUCAGAAUGAGGAUGUGUGUUGAUACCUUGACGGCUGUGUAGUCCUACAGUGGGCACAAUGAGGCGAUAGGGAUGAUAAACCCAUUUGUGUGUUUUGUUGUGUUCUGCUUUUUUAAAGGAGGCAUCUUCAUGAUGAAAUGUUGUUGGUCAGUGUCAAGUCACCAGGGACCAGUUCUCCAUUUAAUAAGAUUGGUGUCCAAAAUAGAACCUUUUACCAGGACUGCUACAACUCCCACUGUGGGAGGUGAGCAACGUUUAAAUGAGUGCAUAUUUUUAGGUUACUACAAGGGCUUUGCUACCAUAUUGAAAUUACUAAAUAAUGACAUAUCUGUUUUCUUUUGUGUCAAAUUUACUGUCUGUCUUAGGUCAAUGUUAAAGUAUAACAUUUUGAACAUGUGAUUUGGUUACAAAAAGUAUUUGUCUUCUGAAUGAAGGGUUUGCUCAGUGGUUGAUAAAUGCUUGUGCUGCUGCUUUCAAACAACUGUUACAGAGGAUAAAGAGGGAGGCUCAAUGAGCCAGCAAAGGCCUAGGAAACAGCUUACAGAAGUUGUUUCAUGGCAAAAGGACCUAAGUAUAAUGUGAACCACAUCUUUAUUCUUUCAGAGCUCUGCUCACAUACUGUUUUGAUUUCAAGAGUUGACGCUGACUUUUGGAGCUUAUCCUUUGUUUUUGUUUUUUAUUCCCUGACAUAUUUAGUCUAUAAUGUGUCUGCAUCAGUAUAGGUAUUAGAGGAAGAACACACAAAGUAGAUUGCCUGCAGAGUUACUGAGAGGUAGGGGAAUCAAGUCCAGUCUAGAUUAGUUUGAAAAGUUAUACAUUAUUUAAGGUAAAUGAAAAUGGGUGUAUACACUUUUAUAUCUUGAGUAGUCAAAAAACCCCACCUAUUACCUCUUGUUCAUGAUAAACGUUGUUUAAGCCAAAUUGCCAAAAAUCAGUGCUGGGGGCAUUAUUACAAAAGAAAAUUUGCUUUCAUAUCUGUCAGGCCAGUGUUUACUAAUGGACAUAAAGGUUUUAUAGCUGUAUGUACUGGAUGGAAAGCUGGAGAACUAUGUGUUAGUAGGGUGGAUUUUCUCUGCAGAGUUUGUCUCUUUCACAGAACCAUAAGAUUAGAUGGGCCCUCAAAAGGCCUUAAUCGAAUCCUCUGCCAAGAUGCAGGAUUUGUUGGGACUAAACCAUCGAAGAAAUAUGGCCAUCCAGCCUCUUUUGAAAACCUCCAAUGAAGGAGAUUCUACAACCUUCCUAGGCAGUUUGUUCUGUUGUCCUAUUGUUCUUCCACUUAGGAAGAUUUUUUUCUGGAGCAUUUCUCCUACAAGAACUCUCUAUUAAACCACCUUUAAUCCAAAACACACACACGCUCUCCAGCUAGGCUAUAUUCUCCAGCCUAAUGUCACUUUUCCAUUAAUGUCUCUGACUCUUCCAAACCCCAUUUUUCAGAUGUUGUCUCUACUGCAUGUCUGUUAUGUACUAUACACCUGUUUCAUAGUAACUGAUUAAUAUCCAGGGACACACGCUCUCUUAGCUACCAUGGUCAGUAUCUCUUCUGCCUGUGUCGCAUUGUCUGCAUGUAGACAACACUAGUGUAUAAAAAUAAACUUUCAUCCUUCAGUGAUGAAUGAAGUAGGUGGAUAGCACUUUUAAGAUGUAAAAAAAAUUCAAGAAAGCAUUAGCCAGAUAUUUCCAAUGGCAGAAGCUAAUCAUCACUUUCCACUUCAUGGUCAGUCCACUUGUUGGCGCUAAUUCUCAUCUUUUCUUUCAGUGCUUCUCCAUACCCAAUGCUCUACUAUUAUUACCUUUGUCACCAGAAACAAUUCAAAAGUGGUUUCAGAUUUGUUGGGCCAAAAUAGAUCAUUAACCACCAGGCCUUUUGUUUCACUAAUUUUACAUUAGUGACUGUGUGCUCAGAGCCUCUGAGUGGACACUUUUUAUUUUUACUCAGUUAAAAUGAUUAGGUUCAAGUCUGUCAAUUUUGACAGCAUCCCUUUUCAUGCUUACACUGAGGGCAUGUCUAGUUACAUCGAUACGUGUUUCUCUAAUCUUGAUGAGCCUUGAGUUUUCCAGUGCUCCUGCCAUGACUUUGAUUAAGGCAAAUUGACCAAGAAGAAAUUUCAUUCUGUUGCUGUGGUGAGAUUGGUGUGUUUUGGUGUUUUGUUUUUUUUUUAAAUCCUCAGAGUGUUCUUCCAAAGCCCCCAGAAAGGACAAACCACGCAGGAGCUCAAAUCCCUUCUCUGAUAUAGCUCCAUGUGAGCAGUAGGAAAGAAGCUUUGUUAUAAAAAUUCUUCAUUGGAUUUAGAGAAAUUAAAAUAAAUAUAUCAAAAGGUCAAAUAUUUAUAAACUAUAAAAACAAGCUAAACCAGAUGGGUGAGGGAUCAUCUUUCUUUGAACCAGUUUCAAAUUUACACAAAGCUUUUCCUCAUGUCUGGGAAAGAUACUUAGUGUCACUGCUAAAAACAAAGUUAUAGAGGUGGUUUAGCAUAAGGAGUUAGCAUAUAUUCUGAGGCAGCAUUCAACAGUAGCCUGUUAACAUCCAUCAUAAGACAAAAAGGGGAACUAGUGGAUUGCAGAUUGUUGUAAAACUAUAAAUCCAGUGUCUUGAUUAAGACUGUGUGAUUUUUAGUGUCCAGCAAAGUUAUAAAUUUAAGCUCCCAGGUUUAUCUUCUGAACAUUUUCUUUGAGGAUGAGGCCUGGUAGGCCUGGGAGCUUAAAUUCAUCACUUUGCUGGGUGUUAACAGGCCAUUUCACCUUGAAUGGUCCCUUUCACUCCUAGUGCUACCCUAUGGCUACGUCUACACUGGCCCCUUUUCCGGAAGGGGCAUGUAAAUUUCACGA